Messenger RNA from Haliotis rufescens (red abalone), 2129 nucleotides. RefSeq lists its product as uncharacterized. Bases 169 to 1314 code for a protein of 381 amino acids. NCBI's taxonomy places the organism in Eukaryota, Metazoa, Mollusca, Gastropoda, Lepetellida, Haliotidae. The record is from RefSeq and is a predicted model, not a curated record. The transcript is spliced from 4 exons.
AAUAGAACCUGUAAACCUGCCGUGGCUCAUACGUCGAAUAAGAAGGUGUGGUGGUCUGUGUGCUGGCGUUGAGGCCCUGGCGUUGUACAGUGCUUUAUUGGAGACAACGGAAUACUUGUUUGCGUACGAUUUGGGGCGUGGUGAGGUGAAACAACACAAUGCACAAGAAUGAAAAGUGCUUAUCAUGAUGGCAUGUACAACGUUGAGAGUGAAACAGAAGAGUUGACAGUUGGAUGCCAAGUCUGCGCGUCAAUAGGACACAGGUACGAAGACGAACACAAGGGAGGUCCUCGACUCGCUAAGAUACAACUGCAUGCAGAAUAUAGCAUCAUCAGGGGAAAGAAAAGCAAAGAAAAGUCGUCAUUUCUGGGAAUAGUAGCAAAAACAGUGUCGGCGUUACGUAACAGUGGCGGGGGAGUGUUGCUUGUACACGUGGAGGGGAUAUCAUCAGAAGAUAAGUGUCUCGAAUACUUUGAUGAGUUUGUAGUAAAGACAUUUACAAACCUACUGGAAGGUGGUGAACUUUAUACUGACUCAUACGAACGUUAUUUUCUUAGCGAUGAGCCGAAAUUCACAGACGUAAGUGACGUCCUUGUAGUUAAAGUUAGCGAGACAGCUGGUGUUGUUACGGUUGAUUUCAACACUAAGGCAAACAAUGAUAAUGAGAACCUGGUAAUAAAUUCAUUGACCCUUUUGGAAGUAUUGAAUAAAACGGAAACAAAUCCGAAGGACCAAGCUAUUCUAAGGAACCUUCCCUGUAAUGUUCACACUUUUUAUGAGGAUCGACAUAUACAGUUGAAAGCAUUUAAAGACAACACUGAACAGAUUCAGCGUAUACAAGCUAAUGUGGGAAAGCUGACUGAUCACAUCUGGCACAUUCUUAAGCUGAAAGACAAUAUAACUUCUAUGUCAAAGCUGGUUCAAGGCGGGUCAUACUACUUGGGUGUUAACGAAAAGAAAGUUCUCACAGAAAGAGGUUAUCAAACAAAAGUAUCAGACAUUGUUGGUUUCAAGCUACAUGUGAAUCAAGCAUCCUUGAUAGAAAGUAUCUACAGGAAGGUUGAGACUGAUCUGUGUGUACUGACAAGGCAUGGAAAGUUUACCGACGCUCCUAGUGACCUGAUAAACAUAGCGUUUCAUCCUACCCAAAGACAACAUUUUGUUAUGGAAGUAGCUAUUCGAUAUUGCGAUGGAGUUGUGUUUUAUGAUAGAGAUGGGCCGAGAUCCUACAUUCUCGAUGAAAAACUCAACACGGUAAGACGAAUGAACAAUGUUGAAUGGCUUGAGAAAUUCCGUAGCACUCAUGAAUUCUAACUUGAAAGUAGCAUUUCCUAAAUAGUAUAUCAUUUUGUGGAAAGCAUUAUCAAAACAUACUGUUCAGUAGACAUCAGCUGUACUCAAAAAGCACCAAUCAGGAAGCACAAAUAACACCAUCAGCUGUACUCAAGUAGCACCACCAGCUGUACUCAAGUAGCACCAUCAGCUGUAUGCUCAAGUAGCACCAUCAGCUGUACUCAAGUAGCACCAUCAGUAGGCUCAAGUAGCACCAACAGCUUUACUCAAGCACCACCAUCAGCUGUACUCAAGCACCAUCACCAGCUGUACUCAAGUAACACCAUCAGCUGUACUCAAGCAGCACCAUCAGCUGUACUCAAGCACCACUACCAGCUGUACUCAAGUAACACCACCAGCUGUACUCAAGCAGCACCAUCAGCUGUACUCGAGUAGCACCACCAGCUGUACUCAAGCAGCACCAACAGCUGUACUCAAGCAGCAUCACCAGCUGUACUCAAGCACCACCACCAGCUGUACUCAAGUAACACCAUCAGCUGUACUCAAGCAGCACCAUCAGCUGUACACAAGCAGCACCAUCAUCUGUACUCAAGUAGCACCAUCAUCUGUACUCAAGUAGCACCAUCAGCUGAACGCGAGUAGCACCAUCAGCUGUACACAAGCAGCACCAUCAGAUGUACUCAAGUAGCACCAUCAUCUGUACUCAAGUAGCACCAUCAGCUGAACGCGAGUAGCACCAUCAGCUGUACUCAAGCAGCACCAUCAGCUGUACUCAAGUAGCACCAUCAUCUGUACUCAAGUAGCACCAUCAGCUGAACGCGAGUAGCACCAUCAGC